Molecule: messenger RNA, 2617 nt
Organism: Oryza brachyantha (malo sina)
Lineage: Eukaryota; Viridiplantae; Streptophyta; Magnoliopsida; Poales; Poaceae
Product: cell division control protein 45 homolog
Exons: 1
Coding region: 146-1960 (604 amino acids)
Biological process (GO): double-strand break repair via break-induced replication; mitotic DNA replication preinitiation complex assembly; DNA replication initiation
Cellular component (GO): DNA replication preinitiation complex
Molecular function (GO): DNA replication origin binding; single-stranded DNA binding; chromatin binding
Source: RefSeq, a predicted model, not a curated record
CCACCAAAACCCAAAUUCCGAAUUCCUCCCCGCGCUGCCCGCCCCCAAAUUCAUCAUCAUCAAUCAUCUUCUCUCCAAUUCUCCCAGAUCCCCAAUUCAGCACACCUCCAUUUCCACUUUGAUUGAUCGAUUGAUUGAUGCGCCAAUGGUGCGAGAGCUGCGGGUCGACUCCUUCUACGCGCGCCUCCGCGCCGCCGCCGCGGCGUCCGCGGCCGACGCCUCCUCGCCGCUCCUGAUCCUCCCCUCCGCCGCCGACGCCGACGCCCUCUGCGCGCUCAAGGUGCUCACCCACGUCCUCUCCGCCGACUCCAUCCGCUUCUCCAUCUACCCCGUCGCCUCCGCCGCCGCCGCCGCCUCCCUCCUCGCUUCCUUCUCCGCCUCCCAGGCGCUCUGCCUCCUACUCAUCAACUGGGGCGCCCACCGCGACCUCCGCGCCGUGCUGCCCCCCGCCGCCACCGCGUUCGUCGUGGACUCCCACCGCCCUAUACAUCUCCACAACCUUUCCGCCGCCAACGACCGCGUCGUCGUGCUCUUCACCACAGACGACGAGCACACCGCCGAUCUCUCCUACGACUUCGACGUCUCCUCCCUCGCCGACGCCUCCGACCUCUCCGCGCAGGGGGAUGCCGACGACCACCUCCGCGUCGCCGAGGAGGACGAGGACUCCGACGAUUCCGACUCGGAUUCCGACGCCGAGGGCGGCAGGAGGAAGAGGAGGCGGCUCUCCGAUGAUGCGGAUGCCGACGGCGACCCGGAGAGGCUGUUCGGGAAGCUGCGGAGCGAGUACUACCGGCUCGGCACCUUCCACGGGAAGCCGUCGGGGUGCCUCAUGUACGACCUCGCCCACGCGAUGCGGAAGAACACCAACGAGCUCCUCUGGCUCGCCUGCGUCUCCCUAACUGACCAGUUCGUCCACGAGCGCAUCACCAACGAGCGCUACCAGGCUGCCGUCAUGGAGCUCGAGCAGCACAUCAACGGAUCUGGCAAUCUCGACCCAUCAGGAGUUGGCUCGGUGGUGACGCUCAAGGACGGCACAAAGAUCCGGGCGCCGGAGGCUUCCCGCAUCGCCUAUGAAGACGAGCCGCGGCUGAUGCUGCUGCGUGAGUGGAGUUUGUUCGACUCAAUGCUCUGCUCGUCUUACGUCGCUACCAAGCUCAAGACCUGGAGCGACAAUGGCCUGAAGAAGCUCAAGCUGCUUCUGGCAAGGAUGGGAUUCCCACUCGCCGAUUGCCAGAAGAGGUUCCAGUACAUGAGCAUGGAGGUCAAGCGGAAGAUGCGUGAUGAGUUUGAUCGGUUCUUGCCCGAGUAUGGGCUCACCGAGUUCUAUUAUCGCAGCUUCUUGAGGGUGCAUGGGUACCGCUCCAAGGUUUCUGCUGCGGAUGUUGUUUAUGGCGCCACGGCUUUGCUUGAAUCACUGAAUGCUGAGUCCAAGGACUCCAAGGGAUCUUCUGCUGCUGAACAGUUCUGGGUUGCAUACUCGGCGUUGUCACUAAGCAAUGUGGAUCAGCUGCGGAAAGGUAUGCAGUCCGCCAUUGAGAUACAAAGGGCAAUACUGAGGCAAGGAAGCUCAGCAAUUACCAAGACCGGGUUCAUUCGGAGUGCCAAGAAGUUUCGGUGGGUGAAGCUUGAUGACCCAGUGGACACAGAUAAGCUUUGCCACCCUCAGGCUCUUACCAAGUUCUGCUUUUUCCUGAUGGAUGCACUGAAAGAGCGGGGUGCGAGGAUGAAGCCACUAAUCUGUGCUUGCCUCUCAAGGGAGCCUGAGAAAGUGCUUGUUGUCGGGGUGUGUGGGAAGCCAAGGCUGGGGGCUGUUAAGGGAAAUGCGUUUGGUAAUGCAUUUAGGUCAGCUGCAGAAGAAAUUGGUGCAGACUAUUUCCAUGACAUGUUUGAGUCAUCAUGGAUUGUUCUUGACGUUGUUGCUGUCAGCUCUUUCAUGAUUCGGUUAACAGAGAAGCUAUGAUGGCAUGUGAUUGUCUAGCGUUAGUGAUUCUUUUCAGUUCCCAUUGAGAUGGGAGCAUGAGGCUGAUUCUCUGUUGAAAACUCUUAAUAAAGGAGCUUGAGGGCUGGUGGAGUGGUCGUAAUGGCACAUCCUAUUUUCCUCAUCUACCUACAUGAUAUUCACUGAGUUAAGAAUAGCAGCCUGGCAACCAUUGCCUGAUUUUCAAAGUUCAGUUGUUCAAUGACUGCCUGUUGUUUCCUCAGUGUAACUGCUCCAUUGUUACAAAGAAUAGAUCAAUAGAUUCAGAAACAAACCUGAUUCUAACACACAAAUGGGCAAGGUACAUCUGCUUGCUGAUUUUCUUUACUAACUAGAAUGAAUCGAUGUUUGUAUUUGUAGUUCUUCCAUAAGCUUGUAAUCUGAAUUGUAGAAUAGUUUUGUAUUCAGUUCUUUAUGAUUGCAGUUACUUGAUACUCUUGAAGUGUAUAACUGAUAACCUUCCCAAGCACACCAACUUGUUACAUUUAACCACCACCGUAACUGCAGACCUAUGCUUAUAUAUUACAAUCAUAUAUUUGUUGGAGCAUUUUGUUUUCUUGUUCACAGUAUAUGACUGUAAACUUAGGUUCUGCUUUCCUUGGUCAGGGUAGAUGACUGUAUAUCUACGAUAUGCUCUGU